AUGAUUCACCCAUUUUUCGAAACGCCGCGAUUGUUUUGCGUCGUUGUCGGACGUGCCGGGCGUCCUUUCUCCGUGACAAUCCGCGAGAACAACACCGUCGGCAUGCUCAAGGACAAGAUUGCGAUCCAAAAGAAGUACCAAUUCCCAGCCGACGAGAUGGAUCUCUUCAUGACGACAGAUGGUACGGGGUUCUCCACCGUAGCCGCAGCAGCAGUGACACUAGCCGACCUCCAAGACGUCCAACGCUUCAAGGCGAUGGGGCCUGCGCUCUCGAUCAAGAAAACGUUUGGAGGCACAUUCCCACCGAACGAAGAAGUAUACGUGUUCGCGGUCGCCCCCAAGUAUGCCUCGCAAUUGUUCUGCGUCGUUGUCGGAGGUACAGGGUGUCCUUUCCCCGUGACAAUCCGCGAAGACGAGACCGUCGGCAUGCUCAAGGGCAAGAUUGCGAUCCAAAAGAAGUACCAAUUCCCAGCCGACGAGAUGGAUCUCUUCAUGGCGAAGGAUGGUCGCGGGUUCUCCUGCGAAGCCGCAGCAGCAGUGACACUCGCCGACCUCCAAGACGUCCAACGCUUCAAGGCGAUGGGGACAACGCUCUCGAUCAAGAAAGCGUUUGGAGGCACAUUCCCACCGAAAGAAGAAGAAGUCUACGUGUUCGCGGUCGCCCCCGAACAACCCGUCGCUGAGGCGUUGACGCUUCCGAAAAUCGCAGAGUUGGGGUAUUCCACGAAAACGUGGAUGUUGCCGCCGGUGGACGGCGUCCCGCGGCAGAAUAUUCCAGACUUCGAAUGGAUCGACGGUGUGAAUGAGAACGACUCGAGGAACGUUCAAAUGUACAAGGAGUACGUUGCCUUAAUGCUGCAGGACUUUGUGCAACUCGUGGUGUCCACCACGGUUCGCCUCGGCUUCAGCACCCCCGUGGGCGAAUCCCGACGCAGACUCACGGGUGCCCCCGACUUGUACGUCGUCCCAAGAGGUUGCGCUUUUAACAUGUGUGGCCGUACGGAGGUGGUGAUGGUGAUCGAGCUGAAAAAACAUGACACGCUGUCGGACGCCAAUAUCGCUCAGACGGCGGGAUACUUGCUGGCAGCGCAUACCCUCUUCGAUAAGCAAGCAUAUCGACCUACUCCCGUCGCCGUGUUGACGAAUCUGCGGGACGAAUGGCAUCUUUUUUGGGUAGACCGGAACGGCGAAGUUUACGACCUACAAGCUCUGAAACUCUUCCCCGCGUUUGGGGAUACCAAUACCAUGGCGGGCCAGGUAAAGAAGUUUGCGCCCCUCGAGUAUGAAGACAACAUGGUGGAUGUGUUGGAAACCGAAGAAGAGGUCCUCCUGUAUCAGAUGUCGAAGCGACUGCAACGCACGACGGCAUUUGAUAUGCCGUAUGCGGCCAUGUACUCGUAG
This is a messenger RNA of Aphanomyces astaci, 1401 nucleotides long. RefSeq lists its product as hypothetical. Lineage: Eukaryota; Oomycota; Saprolegniomycetes; Saprolegniales; Verrucalvaceae. Bases 1 to 1401 code for a protein of 466 amino acids. The transcript is spliced from 3 exons. The record is from RefSeq and is a predicted model, not a curated record.